GCCGGUACAGAAACACACAUAGGUACUAAGAGGGACGUAAAGACAGAGGAGAACCAAGACAGACAGAAAGACAGGCUAGCUAAGUCACCAUGGCCCCACUCUGGGCACAGGCCUUCCUCCUGGUCACCAUGGCGAUGAUGGAUGUCCGGGGAACGGUGGAGAAGGAGCUCUCUCCAGAGUGCAGGGAGUUCCUGUACAUGGGGACGCCACCCGUGGGCCUGGAGGACCACUCGCUCCAGAAGAUCUGCCAGCGCUACAACAACAAGCCGCGUUACGUCACACUGUACGACACAGCCAACCACGUCCCCAUCUACUCAGCCUACACCUUCAAACGCUCCGACGGGGAGAAAAGGGUGGACGUGCCCUGGAUGUACGAGCCACAGUUGUCCACUGUUUCUGACACCAGGGAGAUGCAGGCGUUCCCACGUAGCUACAUGCACAGGAACUUUGAGGACGCCCAGGCCGUUCUGGACGACUACACCAACGCCGUCCUCUACGAACGUGGCCACCUCAACCCUGACGAGCACCAGGCCGACCCAGACGACAAGGCCUCCACCUACACUCUGACCAACGUGGUGCCCCAGGUCAGAGAGUUCAGUGCCGGCACCUGGAAAGAGCAGGAGCACGUGAUCCGCAAGCGCCUCAACAACUACUGCCGCGGCAUCGCCUACAUUGUCACCGGAAUCACCACCUCAGGGAACAUGAUCCGGCGCCAUAACAUUGACCGUGUGGCGGUCCCGACGUACCUGUGGUCGGCCUACUGUUGUACCGACUACGACCACAACGCGCCAUACGGUGAGCGCUACAAGUUCCCGGCGUUCGCCCACUACGCCCUCAAUGAGAAGGAGAACAACCAGGUCCUGGAGUUGUCCGUCAAGAAACUGGAGGAGUUCCUCCAGAGGUCCACCUUCGUGGACAAGAACUUCCAGAUCUUUGUGGACGACUGUGUCCCGCCUGCCUUUGCUCUGCAUUAGGUCCCCUGGUCUCUCAGUGGACUUGACCUCCCCAAACCACAAGACCUUACAUUUAAUUUACACUUCCUGCAAUGGAAACAAGUAGUCAACAAUAGCAGUCUUCUUAAAUUGCUGUUAUUGAUUGAUUGAUUAAUGUUUUUUUCCCUCUCCAAAUACUUUCUCCAAAGAUCAUGUAGACCCAAAUGAUGUUCCCAUCUAUGUCUGAUUAAAUAAAGUUCACCCAUCUUAAGACAUGCAAUUGAUAUAUUGUCAUAAAACGGGUUCUAUAAUAUGACCAAUACAUUAGUAAGGCACAUAUUCAGAGCAAC
Coregonus clupeaformis (lake whitefish) is the source of this 1282-nucleotide messenger RNA. RefSeq names its product endonuclease domain-containing 1 protein-like. Lineage: Eukaryota; Metazoa; Chordata; Actinopteri; Salmoniformes; Salmonidae. The transcript has 4 exons. Gene Ontology annotation, molecular function: nucleic acid binding; hydrolase activity; metal ion binding. The record is from RefSeq and is a predicted model, not a curated record. Bases 90 to 974 code for a protein of 294 amino acids.